AUGCUUUCCCGUCUUAUAAGCUCAUUCAACCCUCCCACCACUCCUUCUGCGCUCCUUGUUAUUGGCAAUUUUGGUGCCACAAUCCGCGUUCAUCUCCUACCCGAGAACGGCACCAUCGAACGCUUCAGCCUCACAGCCCCAUCUUCGUCCACCACCUUCCGCCACUGUGGAGCCACGGAGCAGGCACGUGAGCAUAUCGGCGCAGUCACACUUCACGUUGGAGACGGUGAGACUGCCGAUAGCUUCCUCGACGACGUUCAGGCACGAAUCCGUAAGCUGCGGGAUGAUUCCCUAAGUUCGAGCCCGGCGCAGCUGCACACAGGCAGUGUUGAGGUGACUCAGCUAGUGCAAGACGUCCUUCAGCCCGUAGCGCUCGAUGCGAUUCGCGAAAGAGAGGAGCGAGGUCACUCUAUGCAAGCGACGCAGACGUACCCUGUUUUUGUCGUUUAUAUAAUACGCUCGAGGGCAAGGAUGAUACUGACUGAACCGACGAGCUUUCCUUAA
Molecule: messenger RNA, 504 nt
Organism: Penicillium mononematosum
Lineage: Eukaryota; Fungi; Ascomycota; Eurotiomycetes; Eurotiales; Aspergillaceae
Exons: 1
Coding region: 1-504 (167 amino acids)
Source: RefSeq, a predicted model, not a curated record